AAUGAUUUGUAAAUCAAUCUUGUGCCUUCUGGCUUUUGGAAUAUCGCUUUUAAGCGCCCAGUUAUGCCCCUUAGUUUUACCUGAGGGAGAAUGCGUUUCAAAUUCCAGCCCAUGUCCUAUGGGCAAAAUUCAGAGUGACACUUUUAAUUGUGGAUCUUCAACACUUCAGUGCUGCUAUACUCCUGCACCGGAAGAUCUACCCGAGCCACCUUGUGGAUCGAGAAGUCCAAUAAGUAGAAUAUUUAAUGGUAAAGACGUUUUAAAUGCAUGCAAAUGGCCGUGGGCAGUUCAAAUCAGAACUAGACUUAGCGGAAACAACGACCCACCGGGAUUAAGCAAUACCUACCAAUCAUGUAAUGGCGUUCUUGUUCGACCAGACAUCGUUCUGACAAGUGCCUGUUGCAUUCAGACUGCCUCACUUUUAAACGGAAAUCGACCUGCAAACGAAUCCUUACUGGUCAUAGCUGGAGAUUAUAAUGUCGAUGAAUUUGAUUUUCAAGGCACAAGUUUGAGAGAGAAAUUUGUAACAGUAAAUAAAGCAUAUAUUCACCCUGGAAAUUUUAAAAAGGACGUAACAACAUUUAAUAUUAGCGAUUUAUAUGAUGAUUUAAGAGCAGAUUAUAACAUUGGUGUGUUGAAACUAGAGUAUCCCGUUGAUCUUGGCGAUUGUAUAGAAUUAGCUUGCUUACCAUCAAUGGAUGACAUUACAAACCUUUCACCGAAUGAGUUGUAUAGCUUACCAUGUCAUAUAGCUUCCUGGGGACGUCACAGUACCUCAGUUGAUAACUCUGUCAUACUUAGAGACGCUCCAUUCAACAUCUACCCUGAACCUAUUUGUAAUCUUAUUGACCCAUCUUUCCGUUCUGGAUCAACAUGUGGACGAACAGUUCAAGGCAGUAUGCAGGGGGUUUGUUCGGGAGAUGAUGGAGGUAUGGUUAUUUGUGAAGAUCCAAAUACAAAUAAAUACAAGUUGUUCGGCAUGAUUAACUUCUGCAAAACGGAGGGAUGUAUAGCGCCAGUUGGUAAUGAACUGGUUCCAAUCUCUAAUCUAAGAGAACAAAGUACAAUGUCUUGGAUCAAUGACAUUAUUCAAGGAAAUGUUUAAUCGCCCCAUUCGUUAAAUGUCAGUUGUGCAUUUUAUCGAAUAAAAGCUUUCAUAGUUA
Molecule: messenger RNA, 1163 nt
Organism: Lottia gigantea (owl limpet)
Lineage: Eukaryota; Metazoa; Mollusca; Gastropoda; Lottiidae
Exons: 7
Biological process (GO): proteolysis
Molecular function (GO): serine-type endopeptidase activity
Source: RefSeq, a predicted model, not a curated record